UGUUGAGGCUCAAUUUCCGCGCCUAAAAUUAAACGCGGUCCCAAAACGCUGACAUCACCAUCUUUCACCUCUGCGCAAGUUUCGACACCACCACUCGAAAAGCAACAUAACCCUUUCAUACUGGCUGGAUAUAGCAUAGUCGUUACAUCUAAUAUUUAUUCGAUGCGCACAUACUCUAAUAACCGCUUGUAGCCAUGUGUAGCUAGGUUGCUUGCUACCUUAUCGUCUUUCGCGGCUCAACCUACUAUUAACUUGCCCUACAAAAUGGUCUUCACAUAACCUCAGCCCUUCAUCGCGCGAAAUGAACGGCCGCAGAUGGAUUCAAAGAAGAAUGGUGAUAAGUUGCCAGGUAUCGACAUGGAAAACUCAUCUUUGAGCAUUCCAGAUCCGUUACAAAACAACAUGGAUACCGCUUGUUCGGGAAGUAGCGGGGAGACCGCAGAAGUCCCUCCGGCUCUCCCCCCUCGCCCUACCAUCGUCAGUUUCGAAAAACAACAAGUUACAGCGGGAUCGUCUUCGAAAAUAAGACCUUCGUCGAUGCAUAAUUUACAGUCAAAACCUACGACUGCCUUGUCCAUAACAGAUAUCAACACUCAGAACAUGCCUGAUGGCUCCAGCGAUCUAUAUGCAUCAACGGCUGGGAAAGUCGUCCCUGGGGUGACUAUAGGGUCUAGGUUAAGUGGCACUUAUCUGAGAAGCCGCAGGGGAAGCGAUGCUGGCGAUUCUAUAAGUGUACGGAGCUUCGUCCCUGGCGGCGAGAACUCCGAUGACGCUAGUCUUUUCGGGGACUUUCCCGUAAUUGGAGGCGAGGAGUUUUCAUGGACUGAGGGUGGGGAGCAUGCGGGAAAUCGAGACUUAUUGGAGUCUGAGGAUGAAGAAGUGGACUAUGAUUUCGAAAAUGAGUUCGACGCCGUCGAUGAAGUUGAACCUGAUGGUUCCAAUUCAAAGCGCAUUGUCGAAGCAUGGAAGAAGAAAAGAAAACAUUUCCUUAUUUUAUCGCAGGCAGGAAAACCAAUAUACACAAGACACGGCGAUAGUGGGUUGAUUUCCGACUAUAUUGGCAUUAUUCAAACGAUCAUAUCCUUCUACGAAGAGUCUGGAGACGCCCUGAAAAGUUUCUCGGCUGGGAAGGCGAGAAUUGUUAUUUUAUCUCAAGGACCAUUAUACCUGGUUGCUAUCAGUCGCCUUUUCGAGAGCGAUACCCAGCUAAGGAUGCAACUGGAGGCAUUAUACAUGCAAAUUCUAUCCACUUUGACACUUCCAAGUCUAAACCACCUGUUUUCUAUCCGACCAUCGACAGAUUUACGCCGCCCUUUGCAAGGAACAGAGUCUCUUCUCUCAUCAUUGGCCGAUAGUUUCACUAGAGGCUCUCCGUCGACUCUCCUCUCUGCUCUCGAAUGCCUUAAAAUCCGAAAAUCACAUAGACAAACCAUAAACAACACUCUUUUAAACACUAGGGCUGAAAACCUAUUGUACGGGCUUGUCGUCGCAGGGGGCCGGCUUGUGAGCGUAAUCAGACCAAAGAAGCACUCGUUACAUCCAGGAGAUCUACAACUGAUAUUUAACAUGAUUUUUGAAGCCGAUGGGGUGAAAGCUGGUGGCGGAGACAGCUGGAUUCCUGUUUGCCUGCCAGGCUUUAAUAGCAGUGGCUAUUUGUACAUGUAUGUCAGUUUCCUUGAUCUGCGUGGUGAUGAGAACCAUGCUGCAAACCAAAACACGAACAAGGACGACUCCGUUGCCAUAAUUUUGAUUAGCCCGGACAAGGAAAGCUUUUACGCACUUCGGGAGAUGCGUGAUUCGGUAGUCGAGCAAAUGGCGAAAAACGGCAGCAUAAACGUAAUUAAAGCCGCAAUCGACAAAGGUCGACCUACCACCACGGACAUCAUACCUGGAACCGUCUUACGGCAUUUCCUCUACAAAUCAAAAGCCAAUGUCCAAUUUUCGAUGGCCUCAUAUCAUCCGGACUUCUCAACGAUUUUGGGGAGACGCAGACUCUUAUCAACCUACCAUUCCCUUCAUUCUAGUGUUCACGCAAAACAUGCGCACGUCAGGGUCGAGCAUAGGAUAACGAAUUCCAUGAAUGCCCUUGCUUGGAUUACGCCUGUAUUUGAGUUAUAUUGUGUUGCCGGACCGAAUAGUAAUCGGAACGCUCUUUCGCAAAGUACAAGCAAAAUCGCUCAGUGGGCACAGCAGGAAGGAGAGAGAUUGUUUAUUAUUGGUGGUGCUGUAUUUUAAAGCUAUUUUUCUCGUCAACAUUUCAUACACUUUCUUGUUAUUCGCCUUGCCCUUGGAGACAGCCCUGACGCAAUAUCCUUCAUCGUCCUCAAAGAUCCUGAUGGGCGUGGGUUGGGCCGGGACGGAAGGAGUUGGUAGUAUUAUAACGGGAUUGUUAUGAAAGAUUCAUUUUUUACCAUGUAUGGAAAUUCAGGGGCGAUUUGUCUCCAAAGGUACAACCAGAGCGCUGAGAUAUCAAUAAUUCCUACUACCAGACGAACCGAAAAAAAAAGGGGUUGGAACUGCUUCUAAACAAAGAGAUUACACGCUCUGAAUGUAAUGUACAUACAUCGCCCUUUGAUAAAGUAUAAGAAAAAUAAGAAAAAUAAAUGAAGAACCCGAGAGAUAUAUAUAUAGGAACAUGGGGUAUCAUGAAUAUUGUAAAAGGCUUGCGCCGCGUAGCAAUGCAUUUUUUCGAUGCCACACUUUCAUCGCCCCAGGCUUACUUGCCCUAUGGCGUAAGAUAUACUGUCAGCGGUCUAUUAGUCCGUGCGUCUAUCUAGGUAU
This is a messenger RNA of Blastomyces gilchristii SLH14081, 2781 nucleotides long. RefSeq names its product vacuolar fusion protein mon1. The transcript has 5 exons. Gene Ontology annotation, biological process: protein targeting to vacuole; vesicle-mediated transport. Bases 316 to 2235 code for a protein of 639 amino acids. The record is from RefSeq and is a predicted model, not a curated record. NCBI's taxonomy places the organism in Eukaryota, Fungi, Ascomycota, Eurotiomycetes, Onygenales, Ajellomycetaceae. Gene Ontology annotation, cellular component: fungal-type vacuole membrane; Mon1-Ccz1 complex.